Molecule: messenger RNA, 2619 nt
Organism: Fomitopsis serialis
Lineage: Eukaryota; Fungi; Basidiomycota; Agaricomycetes; Polyporales; Fomitopsidaceae
Exons: 8
Coding region: 1-2619 (872 amino acids)
Source: RefSeq, a predicted model, not a curated record
AUGGCUGCUGCGUUCUCCAGAUUCCAGUUAGCAGCGGCUCUGAUUGAGUACGAUAACGAUGAUUCGGACCCAUCCAAGCCGCGUCGUUCUGCACAGGAGAGUGCCAUCUUUGCUCACCUACGGCGAGAUGCGGGGCCUCGUCGCGAGACUGCUUCACGACGGAGCACCGAUUAUCUUGGUGUCGCGCUUCCGAGCGAAGUGGGCAGCAUCAGGGGUCCGGAGUCCGUAUACGGAGGAAGGGAGUCAGUAAUGGACGGACAUCGGCCACGGACCUCGAUCGAUGCGCUGCACAAUCCUUUCAGGCGCGACUCUACGUACGAAGGUGCGCUUGACGAAGACGAGGACGAGGAGGCUGCAGAGUUGGAAGUUGAUCUGUCGUCGUGGGGCUUGGACGGCUACAUUCCCGAGGACAAGGUAAAAGGGAAGCACAAAGCUAAGUCUGAUAUACUACCCAAUCCGCACGACCUCCCCCUCCGCCGCCGUUCAGGCAUGCAUGGCUCGCGUUCUAUGAGCAUGGGUAACUUCGACGAUUUCGGUGAGGGAGGCGCGUUCCUUGACGAGAAGUCCACACCAAACAGCUUGAACGCCCGUCGACAUUCAUUUGGCUCCCCUCUUGACGCCCCUAUGGCGAAGCAACCGACGCAAAGGCCGCCGCAUCGCGGACGUACAGUGUCAUCUCAUGCACUCAUCGAGAACCUCCCUAUAACUCCACCACUACAUGCCAUACCCUUCCCAAGCACCGAGACAGUUCGCUCACCUUCGCCCGCAUCCACCGAUGCCCUCAAUCUUGUGCGGCCUCAAUCUCGGGGAUCUGAGUCUGUGCUGAACCGUAGCCGCGCGCUUUCCACCACUAGCUUUGGUUCACCAGCGCUGCUCAACGAGGAGAAACCGAAUCCUUUCGCCGUCCGACCGCCGUCUCCUGACCGCGCGUCUCGAUUCGAUCCUAAAGCACGAGCUCGCACAACGUCAUACGGUUCGUUGGGCACUAUGCUCACACCAGAGUUACAGCCGGAAGAUGCCAAUCCUUUCGCUGUCCGUCCACCUUCACCCAGCCGUUCUUCCCGCUUCGACCCCAAGGCUCGCGCGAGAACAGUGUCCGCACUUCUGGAUAUGGAUGCGCAUUCCAGCGACGAUAACAGGAGUCAGGCUGCCGGGCGCACGCGCCCCUACUCUCGACUGGAACUCAUGCGGCCGAAGGUGCUGAUCAUGCCGAGUCCACUGCAAUCUGCUAUGGCAUCGGGGCCCUUGAAUAGCGCGUUGCAGGCGCGCGCAAUUGAAGGCGCGGAGCUACACGCUAGCGACGCCGCCCCGCUCCCGCCCGGCGCCCGUACUGCCCGUCGGUCCUCUACGACGCUAUCCAUGCUCGACUCGGGCAGGGCGUCAUCCCCCGGACUGGUUGCGUCCAACUCGUUCACACCGAACCCGAGGGCAAGUCUCACGCUCUCUCAGCUGACGUUCCGCAACAACCUUCCCGUCGACGCCGGCCCCACCACGCCUGCACCGGAAAUCGUGAUCGAUCCCGCCGAUCGCUCUAAACGACCAGCUGGCAAGUUGUAUGGUCGGAGCCUCAUUGAUGCAUUGAGACCGCAAACUGAGAUGAAGGGAAAGCAAAGAGUGUUCAGAGGAGACGAGAGGCCGUCUAUGAUGGCACGACCACAAGUCCAACGCUCUAGCACUUUGAUCGAUCCAGAUAGUCUCAAGCCGCGCCCGCAGUCACAACUCCUGGCUGCAUCAAGUUCUCAGCCGAACUUGUCUCGACGCAACACCCUUCUGCAGCUUGACGAUGAGCUUCCGGGCGCACCACGCCGCACGCUUUCUGGCAAUGGUUUCGAAGCGGCGAACAAGAAAUCCGUCUUCGGCGUUGACGCGCUCUGGGGGCGGGAGCUGGCCAAGCUACGGGACAUUGAAGAGCAAGAACCAUCCGUUUCUGACCUUGCGCUCGACCGCAGUCCGGAGCCGGAGACGCAAACUUCACCAGGACUCAAGACUCCAGAGACACCGUAUGUUCUUCCUGAAAUAUCGCGUGCGACCGUCAGGAAGCGCAGAGGACCUCCUCCGCCGACCGACGACGACGACGAGAGUGACUCGGACGAUGCGCCCGCCGUCACAAGCGCUCGAUGUCCAAAGAUGCUGGGAGGGGAUGACGAUAGCAGUGAUGAGGAUGUUCCUCUAGUUGCAACGAUCGGCCGUGCUGCUCAAAGGGCAUCGACACGUGUGGCUUCUGUGGAUGACGACUCAGACGAGGAGAAGCCGCUGUCUGCUCUACUGGACAAGGGCAAACUCAAGCUACCCUCCUUUGGCUCGAGUGGCGGGAAGUUGUUCUCUGAUAGCAGCGACAAGAACGAUGACGACGAAGAGGAUGACACGCCACUAGGGCUUCGCGUUUCAAGGGUCAUGAACUCGUCGCAGACACUCGGUUUUGCCAGCCAGGAUGCGGACGAUGACAAACCGCUUGCUCUCCAUCCGGAGCAACUUCGCAAAACGCAGUACAUGUCUAUGAUGGUACAACAACAGCAACAGCAACAGAUGAUGAUGCAGGCGCAGGCUGCGCAGUUCCACCAAUCCAUGAUUUUCAGUGCCCCGUCCAUGAUGGCAUCCGGAUUCUUUGGUCCUCCGUAG